Emericellopsis cladophorae is the source of this 579-nucleotide messenger RNA. Its product is annotated as coupling of ubiquitin conjugation to er degradation protein 1. Gene Ontology annotation, molecular function: ubiquitin binding. Bases 1 to 579 code for a protein of 192 amino acids. Lineage: Eukaryota; Fungi; Ascomycota; Sordariomycetes; Hypocreales; Bionectriaceae. The transcript has 2 exons. The record is from RefSeq and is a predicted model, not a curated record.
AUGUCUGACGACCAAAUUUCGCUGCCCUACUUCGCAGCGAUUCUGAUUAUCCUGGGCUUCAUCGCGCGCUAUCUGUUCUUCAAUGGAGGAGGAGCUUCGGCAGCGCAAUCGCCGCGAUCGCCCGAGGCGCUCCUGCGAGCUCGAGAAACAGCUGUAGAAAGAAUACAGCAGAUGUUCCCACAAACGGAACGACGGACGAUUUUGUGGGAUCUGCACAGGAAUGGGAUGAACAUACAGAACACGACGGAGAGGAUUCUGGCAGGCCGUCUGGAAACACCUCCCAUUACUUUCCAACCCCCUGCGCCACCACCGCCGAACACCACGAGCGCGAGCUCGGCGGCAGCUCUCCGCAAAGUCGAGAAGCCGUCGCAGCCAGACCUGAUCACGCGCUACAACCUUACCAAUCGUAUCACCAGCUCGACUGCGACCGAUGAUACGGUCAACAUCGAUUCCAAGACCAAAGCCUGGAGCUCCAAUCGAGACGAGAGGCAGGCGUCUUUGCAAAAAAGAAGGGAGGACAUGAUCCUUGCCGCAAGGAGGAAGAUGGAGGCGAAACUCGCGAAAGGGAAAAGCACCUGA